This is a messenger RNA of Rotaria sp. Silwood1, 1410 nucleotides long. The record is from the annotation of a GenBank genome assembly. Lineage: Eukaryota; Metazoa; Rotifera; Eurotatoria; Philodinida; Philodinidae.
AUGACUUCUUCAGCAUCAAGUAAUAUACAAAACAAUACCGAUUCGAAUGCUCAAAAUGAUACAUCAAGAGUUUAUAAAGUUUAUCCAAGACGUUUUGGUAUAUUAGUUAUUUUUUGUAUAUGUUCAUUAUCAAGUAGUUUUCAAUGGAUUGAAUAUGUUAUUAUACAAAAUAUAAUUGUUCGAUACUAUAAUGAAAGUUUACCUGAAAGUUACGAAGCAAAAAAUAAUGCUGUCACAUGGACUAGCCUUUUAUAUAUGGUUACUUAUAUUCCAUUAAUGUUUCCAGCAAUGUGGUUGUUGGAUCGCCAAGGAUUGAAAAUAACAUGUUCAACAGGAGCUUUUCUUAAUGGUCUUGGUGCAUUUAUUAAAUGCUUUAGUGUAGGAACAAAUCGUUGGUGGAUUGCAUUUACUGGACAAAUAAUUUGUGCAUGUGCACAAUCAUUUACUUUAGGAGUUCCACCAUACAUAGCUGCUACUUGGUUUAGUAGUAAUAGUGUUUCAACAGUUGGUAUUGCACUUGGAUUUUUGAUACCAAGUAGAUUGAUACCUGAUGUCGAAGAUCUUGAUUUGAUUGGACAACGUUUAAGAAUAUUAUAUUAUCUUGUAGCUUUUAUUUGCAUUUCUUGUUUUAUUGCUAUGAUUAUUGUUUUUCAACGUCUCCCUCCAACACCGCCAUCACGAGCACAAGAAAUAGCUCAACACAGUUCUGAACAAAAUUAUGCACAAACAUUGAAACGUUUAUUAACUAAUCGAUGGUUUCUUCUAUUGUUACUUGCUUAUGGCCUCAAUACCGGUGCUUUCUAUUCUAUAUCAACACUUUUAAAUCCUGUUUAUAUGUGGUAUUUUGAUAAAAAAACUGAACAUGCUAGUAAAUAUGCUGGUACUAUUGGGAUGCUGUUGGUAAUUGGUGGUAUUUUUGGUAGUCUUAUUGGUGGCUAUAUUUUGGAUAAAUCAAAAGCAUAUAAAACAGUAACUUUUGGUGUUUAUGUUCUUUCAUUUUUAUCUAUGGCAUUAUUUACUGCAACUAUACAUCUUCAUGAAUAUGUUGCUUUUGUUACAAUGAUAAUAGUUGGAUUUUUUAUGACAGGUUAUUUACCUAUUGGUUUUGAAUAUGGUGUUGAAAUAACUUAUCCAGAGAACGAAGCUAUAUCAAGUAGUUUAUUGAAUGUUAGCGCACAGGUAUUCGGUUUGUGUAUAACACAAUUACAAGAAUAUUUAAUAUUUAAAAAAGAAAAAAUUCUUGCAUCCAAUAUCAUGUUAUGUGGUGCAUUAAUAGUUGGUGCAAUUAUAACCAUGCUUAUUCGUUCUCCUCUACGACGACAAAAUGCUCAACAUAAUAUUCAUAUUUUAAUUGAUGAUAAGAAUUUAACUCCUGUUAUUUCAAAUACAAAUUCUACGGUUAAUGCAUGA